Molecule: messenger RNA, 3201 nt
Organism: Candida tropicalis MYA-3404
Lineage: Eukaryota; Fungi; Ascomycota; Pichiomycetes; Serinales; Debaryomycetaceae
Product: DNA-dependent ATPase
Exons: 1
Coding region: 1-3201 (1066 amino acids)
Cellular component (GO): nucleus
Molecular function (GO): DNA binding; ATP binding; ATP-dependent chromatin remodeler activity
Source: RefSeq, a predicted model, not a curated record
AUGCAUAAUAAUAGUAAAACACCGAAAAGAGAAAGCAAGCUACAAGUACCAGCUUCUUCACCAAUAGUUAUUCAGUCGUCGCCAGUCAAACAACCAACAAUGCAACAACCGUCAUUAAGUGAAGAUAAAGCAAGGGAGUUGGAAGCCAAGAGGCAGAAAAUACGUAAUCAUCCAGAUUUCCCAUUAAUCAGAAAGAAAUUCCCAUAUGUUAGUGAAAGUGAUAUAUUUAAAGCAUUUGUAAGAGGUAAAGGGAAUGCAAGAGACAUAACUAAAUAUUUGGAAAGCAAUUUUGAUAAAUCGGAAUAUUUACGUCAAGCUGAAGAAGCAAAAAGAAGAAAAAUCAAACAAGAGGAAGAAGAACGUAAACGAAUCAAAGAAUUGGAAUUUCAAAAGAAACUUAAACAAACUGAAAAUGGGAAUGGAAAUGGUCAUAGUGAAAAAGUUGAGUCAGGGAUCAUUCGUAAUACAACUUAUGAUGAAGAAGAUGAAUCACCUAUUAAAAGUGGUACUAGAGGUAGAGCAAGAACAAAAAUUGUUGAUGAUUUGCAAGUAUCACCAACCAAAAAGGAAUCCACCAAAGUCAAUGUAACAAAAACAAAGAGUAUUACUGAAAAAUUCAAUCUAAAACAUCAACCAACAAUUGAUCAAUUUGGGAUUAAAAGAUUGGAACCACUAAACAAAAAGAGAAAAUUAACUCGAUUUUUAUCCCCAUCUCCAGAACCUACACCUUCUGUUUCGAAAUAUUCCUCAUCUAAUCCAAAUCGUUUACCAGAUCUAUCAAGUUUCAGAUACAAUGGAGCACCAGAGAAAGUGGAGCCAAAUGAUCCCGUAGUGAUUGAUUCAGAGGACGACAAAGAUGAAAUUGAAAUUCUCGAAGAAAGACUAGCCGAAAACAGUAGAAGAAGACGUGAGUUGAAAAAGUCCAACAAAAAGACUGUUGUUGAUAUCAUUGACGAUGAAGAAGAAGAAGAGGAAAGUGACUCUAUGGAAGAAGAAGAUGAUGAUAAUAGGUAUGGAGGAUACACAAGUAUUGAUGGUAAAGUGUUGGAAUUUAUCAAUAAUGCAACAAUCCAAGAUUUAAGUGAUAUUUGUGCUAUUGAACCGAAAAUUUCAGAAAUUGUUAUAGCUCAAAGACCAUUCGCUAGUAUUGAUAUUAUAGCAGAAAGUGAUUUCUUAUUACCUGGUGAAACUGCAAACAAAAGAAGGAAAAAAAUGGGUAUGAGAAUGAUUGAGAAUACAGAAACUAAUCUUAAGGGAUAUAAAGCAAUUGAUUCUUUGAUUAAGAAAUGUUCGGAUUUAGGUCAAAAACUUACAGAUAAAAUGAAUGAAUGGGGUGUUUCGGUUACAGGAGAUAAUGGGGAAUUAAGCAUGGUAGAUCUUGAUCCAGUUGACGAUAGUGAAUUGCAAACUACUCCAAAUGAUAGCGAUGAUGACGAUGACGGAAUAGUUGUUGUGAAGAAAAGAAAAGUUGGUUUGAAAUAUAUCAAACACAAACCAGCACUUUUGGCCGACAAAAUCACUUUAAACAAUUAUCAACAAGUUGGGAUCAAUUGGUUGAAUCUUUUGUAUCAUAAUAAAUUGUCAUGUAUCUUGGCAGAUGAGAUGGGUCUUGGUAAAACGUGUCAAGUCAUUGCAUUUAUGGCCCAUUUGCAAGAAGUGGGAGAAGUUGGUCCGCAUUUGGUUAUUGUGCCAGCAUCAACAAUUGAAAACUGGUUACGUGAAUUCAACAAGUUUUGUCCUAGCUUACGUGUCAGGGCCUACUAUGGAUCUAUGGCUGAGCGUGAACAAUUGCGUUAUGAUUUGGAGAUGGAUGAAUUUGAUGUUUUGGUCACCACAUAUAAUUUAGCAUGUGGAGGUCCUGCCGAUGCAAAGUUUUUGAAGAACAGAAAUUCAAAUGUUAUUGUUUAUGAUGAAGGUCAUUUGUUAAAGAAUUCCACUUCUGAUAGAUACAUCAAGUUGAUGAAAUUAAAAGGUAAAUUUAGGUUAUUAUUGACUGGUACCCCAUUGCAGAACAACUUGAAGGAAUUGGUUUCUUUAUUAUCAUUCAUGUUACCUGAUUUGUUCAAUGAGAAAAGAGAAGAAUUGGCUAGUAUAUUUAAUCAAAAAUCUGGGUCCGUGACAAGAAAAGAGAGUUCUUCGUCUUCAUCAUCGUACAAUCCAUUGUUGGCUGAACAAGCUAUUAAGAAUGCAAAAGCUAUGAUGACUCCGUUUGUGUUGAGACGUAGAAAAGAUCAAGUCUUGCAACAUUUACCUGCAAAAUCCCAUGAAAUUGUUCAUUGUGAAUUAACACCAUUCCAAUCAAAGUUAUACUUUGAUUUCUUGAAUAAAGGAAGAAAUCUUAGAUCCGAAAGAGAAAGAAGAAGACAAUUGAGUAAUGCAGAAGCAGCAAGAUUGGCCAAACUGGAUCCUAUACCAACUUCAUCCAACGUUUUAAUGGAUCUCCGUAAAGCUGCAUUGCACCCAUUAUUAUUUCGUGGACAUUUCACUGAUGCCAUGCUACAGGACAUGAGUAAAGCAAUUAUGAUGGAACCUGAGUAUGUGGAAGCAAAUCAAACAUAUAUUUUUGAAGAUAUGCAAGUUAUGUCUGAUUUUGAAUUGGACAGAUUGUGUGUUAAGUUCCCAAAGACCUUGAGCAAAUGGAAACUUGAUGAUGAAAAGUAUUUAGAUAGUGGGAAAAUCAUUGAAUUAAAGAAAAUUUUGGAUAAAACCACCAAAAAAGGUGAAAAGAUUUUGAUAUUUUCUUUAUUCACUCAAGUAUUAGACAUUUUGGAAAAAGUUUUAUCCCUAUUUGAUUUGAAGUUUGUUAGAUUAGAUGGUGGUACUAAAGUUGAUGAACGUCAAGAUACUAUAGAUAUUUUCAAUGAGGAUUCCACCAUUCCAAUCUUUUUAUUAUCUACUAAAGCUGGGGGAUUUGGUAUUAAUUUAGUUGCAGCAAAUAAUGUAAUUAUAUUUGAUCAAUCAUUCAAUCCACAUGAUGACAAACAAGCUGAAGACAGAGCUCAUAGAGUUGGACAGAAAAAGGAAGUCACAGUGUUUAAAAUGAUCACUAAUAAGACAGUUGAAAAGAACAUGUUAUUGUUAGCUGAAAAUAAAUUGGCAUUAGAUAAGAAGAUCAGUGUUGACGAUAGUAGUGACUCCACCAAGAUAGAUGAACAAGGUGCUUCACUUUUUGAAAAGAUUUUAUACGAACAAGAUCAGUAG